AUGACCGGACCAGAAAUGCGAUACCCAACUCUGGAGAAGAUGGCGCUGGCGGUCGUCGAAGCGGCGAGAAAGCUUCGCCCGUCCAGAAGACUAACGAAGUGGGCUAUCGAACUCGGUGAGCUUGAUAUCACUUACAAGAAUAGAACCGCAGAGAAAUCUCAGGUUCUUGCAGACUUCUUAAUCGAAUUGGCCCCAGAGUUGGAGCAAGAUAUCACACUCCCAAGCCCAAACUGGACACUGCAUGUCGACGGAUCUUCGACUAACAAGGGCGCAGGUGCCGGAGUUCAACUACAGUCCCCGACCGGCGAACUGAUCAGACAGUCUUUUAGCUUCGGCUUUCCAGCCUCGAACAACAAAGCAGAAUACGAAUCUUUGAUCGCUGGACUCUGCUUAGCAAAAGCUUUCAAGGCCAAACGCCUAAGCGCCUACUGCGACUCGCAGUUAGUCGCCAGUCAGUUUUGCGGCGAUUGCGACGUCCACAAUGAUCGGAUGGACGCCUACCUCAAGAUAGGACAGGGCUUAGCCGCAGAUUUCGAAUUCUUCGAACUCGUCAAAGUUCCCAGAGGAGAAAACGUCUGCGCCGACGCCCUUGCAGCCCUUGGAAGCAAGCUUCGGGACCAAGUUAAACGAACCAUUCCAAUACACCGCAUUGAGACACCGAGCAUCGAUAUCUCGAUGGACCAAACCAUCGUCAUUGCCCUAGUCACCGAAACCGACACGCUCGUUACUGAUGGAUUCGGCCCUGACUGGCGAACUGAGUUCAUCGACUAUCUCUCAAAGGGGGAACUUCCAACCGAGAAAUGGGCAGCCCGCCGACUAAAAACACGCAGUGCCCAUUAUGUCGUCCUAGACGACGAACUCCAUCGAUGGACUGCGAGUAAAGUACUCCUCAAAUGUAUCCAUGGCGAAGAAACGGUCAGGGUUAUGGCCGAAACACACGAAGGCGCUGGAGGAAACCAUUCGGGCGGACGAGCAUUAGCAAUCAAAGUGAGAAGCCUAGGCUUCUUCUGGUCGACGAUGAAUGCAAAUUGCGAGUCCUACGCCAGAAGCUGCGACAAAUGCCAACGGCACGCACCAAGCAUCCAUUGUCCAACUGAAAUGUUAAGAACGCCGGUCGCGCCGUACCCGUUCAUGCGAUGGGCAAUGGAUAUCAUAGGACCUCUUCCCUGCUCCCGCCAGCGGCGUUUCAUUCUCGCCCUCACUGAUUACUUCACCAAAUGGAUCGAAGUUGAAGCCUACGCUCAAGUCACCGACAAAGAAGUCCGUGGUUUCGUCUGGAAAAACAUUAUAUGCCGCCACGGUCUACCGUAUGAAAUCUUUACUGAUAAUGGAUCACAGUUCAUGUCAGGCAACUUCAAGGAGUUUUGCAGCAAAUGGAACAUUCGAUUAAACCCUUCCACCCCUCGUUACCCGCAGGGAAACGGCCAAGCGGAAUCCUCCAACAAGCUCAUCAUCGACGGUAUUAAGAAAUGUUUAGACCUGAAAAAUGGUCAUUGGGCCGACGAACUCGACGGAGUUCUAUGGAGCCACCGUACAACACCAAGAGGGUCGACCAAAUCGACACCUUUCUCUCUUGCAUACGGUGUCGAGGCUAUGGCUUUCGCAGAAGUUAACGUUUCAAGCCUCCGACGCUCGAAAAUGCCCCAGUACGUCGAACUCAACAAGGAGAUGCCGCUUGAUGCCCUCAACGAAAUUGAAGAACGACGGGACCAAGCUCUGCUACGAAUCCAAAAUUAUCAACAUCAAAUAGAAAGUUACUGCAAACAAAAGGUCCGAGCCAGACCCCUUGAACUCGGUGACCUUGUCAUGCGCAAAGUGUUCGAGAACACUAAGGAGCUGAACGCCGGUAAACUCGGCGCUAGGUGGGAAGGUCAAGAAUUUAUUGUCUCUAGGCGAAUAUAUCGCGAGACUCUAAAGAUAACUGAAAUUUACUUAGACAAGUUGCAAGUACAUAUAAAGAACACAACAACCCGCAAAUCUAAAGUCCGCUUGAAAACAGCGACUUACCGAUAA
This is a messenger RNA of Brassica oleracea var. oleracea, 2013 nucleotides long. RefSeq lists its product as uncharacterized. Lineage: Eukaryota; Viridiplantae; Streptophyta; Magnoliopsida; Brassicales; Brassicaceae. Gene Ontology annotation, biological process: DNA integration. Gene Ontology annotation, molecular function: RNA-DNA hybrid ribonuclease activity; nucleic acid binding. The record is from RefSeq and is a predicted model, not a curated record. The transcript is spliced from 2 exons. The coding region runs from base 1 to 2013 and encodes 670 amino acids.